GAUGACGAGGUCUCGGCCCGAAACGCCGAUUGUAUUCCUUUUCCAUAAAUCCUGUCUAGCCUGCUGAGUUCCUCCAGCAUUGUGGGUGGGUGGGUAUGUUGCUUUGGAUUUCCCCAUAAACAGAUUUUUCUCUUGAUUGUGAUUGUCCUAUUUUGUCUAGUCUGGCAAUCACCAACCUCCGUCACUACCCAGUUUUAAAAAAAGUUUCCAUCAAUCACCUAUUGACUGCUUCACCCUCCCUCUCACUUCCCUUCCCAGUCCCGAGGCAGGGACACACAGCAAAAUAUAGACCCCGCCAAAAUGCUGGAGGAACUCGGCAGACCAGUCGGCAUCGGCGUAGGAUUAAGGACUCGGCUCUUCCAUAAUUGCAGCCCAACCUGCUGAGUAGCUCCGACAUUUUGUGGGAGUUUCUCUGGGUUUCCCGCAUCGGCAAUUUCCUCUUUAUAUAGACCGCCCUCCGCUCGACCUGCUGAAUUCCUGUCGCGGUUUCCAGCCCCCGCGGCCGUUGGUGUAGCUGAUCCCGAUGGAGGGUCUCGGCCCGAAACAUCCACUUGUUUGCUCUUUUCCAUCGCUGCUGAGUUCCUCCAGUAAUCUGCGUGUGUAGCUCUUCCCUCUGCUUACUCGCGGGAGAGCCGCCCUCCCUGCACAUCGCUACGCGAAGUGAAUUGAAACUAAGCCCUCGAAAGAGCUCGAUUCCAUAAUUCUGUAAAAAAAACUACUCCCCCCCCCCAAUCCUUCCAGUUUGAUUCUUACAUAAAGCUUCAAUCUAGCACAAGCUUUAGAAGAUCUUAUUACAGUCGGGAUUUGCAUCUGUGCUAGUGCAAAAUUCCCCAUGAUAUGCCGCUUUUCAAUACCAUCUAUCUGCGGGGCGGCUCAGUUUACAUAAAACAUGAGUGGCUGUUGGGUUUGCGGCUCUUUCGCAUUCGUUGUUCAUGAGUCAAACGGGAAGCAAGAGUAACCCGGAAAUAGUGGUUUUGCUAACACUCUCUACGAAGGUCUCCGAGAGGAGUUAUGGCUCGAGAAGAUUGCACAGAGUUUCUGAAUGAUGAUGGUGCCACAUUCAGACAAGGACCAAGUGCAGAAUAUCAACCUGAAGAUGCGGAUUCAUUUGGUUUUGAAUUGGAAGGUAAGAAUGUUGAAGAAAUAAUGAAUAAUCCACUGAACAUAAACAAGACACUUGGUAUCUUCCCGUCCAUGAGUACAGAUAGACAAAUUCAACAGUUCCAAGUUUUUCUCACAGCUGUAGUGAAAAAUGAUUUGGUAUGUCGAAUAAGUCAAGUGCAGUACCUGUUGUUGCUGCACUACUUUGUUAUGGCACUCUGCUCCAGAAGCAAGGCACAGGAUCUGGCUGAAGCCAAAAAGCAAGUUAAAACAAUUGAGAAAAUGACUAAGGAGAAAGCUGAAUGCCAGGAUUUUUUGUAUGUGGCCUAUCACACUUUAGGCUGUUUAUACUACAAGCAAAAUAGGUUUGAAGAUGCCAUGCAGUGGUUUCAAAAAUCUAAACAAGAGUUCGCAGAAAACCCCCCAAACAUGGAAUGGAGCAAUGUGAUACUAAAAGCAGAAGAGAUUAUACCAGAAUAUUUUGAAGUGAAAAUAAAUGAAUAUAUUGAAAAGUGCACUGAUCCUCCUGACCCCAUAGCAACCUGCCAACAUUUAAAUUGUCAAGGAUACUACAAGAAGGAAAUCUAUCCAUCUGACCCUGAUUACAAGGGUUAUGUCGAACUUUCUUGUGACAAUAAUUGCGUCAUGCAAUAUCAUACGACCUGCUGGAAAAAGUUGAGGGAUUCUAACUACCAGGGGCAAUCGAAUCAGGAUUUCUGUUCAAUGAAUUGUAUAAACAGUGGUUGUAAAGGGAUAAUCAUAAAACUUACGAUACACAGUGCUGCAGGAAGCACACAAACAGAGUUUGAAGUGAAGAUUCCAGCUCAGCAACCACAACUUUCCACUAUGAAGAAUAAAACAAAGGAUACCGAUGCUCCUGAAGAAUCGAGUAAGUGCCCCGAGGAGAAGAAUACUGAGAUGGCAAAGGAAGGACUACAUCCAUUUUGUUCGACAGUGAAAUGUCGCCUAUUUCAAGAAAUAGCUAAGAACAGAAAGCUGAUUGAAAAUGCAAUCUGUGAAAUUGAAAACGUGUCAGAACUGUUAACGUUGUGUAACUUGAAAGAAGUACUUGCCGAGAAGAGCAAUAAGAUUUCUGCUGAAAUCAUUGUAGACCGUGUUUUGGAAUGGAACUGCAAUAUUAAGAUGCGCCACUUCCUAAGUGUGCUUAGGAAUCAGGAUAUCGCUAAACACCCAGAACUCUUGGAGUGGCUGAAGCUCAUCUUGGAAUUGAGUGACCAGUGCAGUUUGUACUUCUUAUUUAGUUAUAAGAAAAUCUUAAUUCAAGUCCUUAAUGAAGCAGGAGAUCUCGUUAUCAACAUUGCUGUAAAGCUGCUGUCUAGGAAAGCUAUAAGUCAACAGGAACUGAAGAUAUUGACUGUAACUGCGCCUGACCAAAGAUCACAUACUUUGAUGGAGCAAAUGAUCACCAGUAAGAUACUUUGGCAAAUUGGUGAGCUAGUGUUUCUUCUGGCUGAAGAGCAAGAUGCAAUUCCAAAACUGAAGCCUUUAUUUGAAGAGUUUAACCAGGAGUUUGAUAAGUUCAACAAAGGCAGUGUCCCUAAUUUUGGAAAUGCUUUGCCCAUGGAUUCCUUUUCCAAGGACCUGGAUUAUUCAUUAUUUUACCGCCUUCUUCAUCUGCUCAUAAUAAAGGGCACUGAAGUCGUUUUACAGAUAUUUGAUCGGGCACUACCACCUCAAGUAUUAAAGAGGGAAUUACUUAAAAAUAAACGCAUUUUAGAACCUUACCAUAAAGGCACCUCAAAGGCCAUGGUAAACACAGGUGAAUGGAGUUUACUUUUUCCACCUAACAACGAGCAACCCAACUCACAGAGAUUUGACAUCACGUUGCUGGCCUCACUUAUUAGACACUUGAAGAUCCUUCCCUCCCCCCGUAGAGGGUGGGAUACUGAGCCUGCGAGUAAUGACCACAGCAAAAGUGCAGCUAUAAUACACCUCUGCAACCUCCGAAACAAGCUUCUUUUCGAAACUCUGAACACUGGAAUUAAUGAAUCCGAAUUUGCUGUGAUGUGGGACAGAAUGACAGAAAUCCUUGUGAACCUUGGGGCAGAUAAGCAAGAGUUACAGGAGCUGAGGAGUUUUCCUGUUGAAAAACUGUGGGAGGAUCACCAUCGACUGGCCGGUUAUCUGGGAAAACCUGUGGCAGAUGUCAUGCAGCUGCUCUUGUCAUUUGUUCAACAAGGAAUGACUGUACAAUCAAAAGAAGCAGCAUCGACAAACUCUGUUUUACCUGCACUUCCUCCUCCACAAGAGAUAAAAGAAAAAAUAAUGGAGUCAGAAGAUCUAAUUGAUGAUCACUCAGUGAUGCUGAAAGCCAAAACAAAGUCUAAGAAGAAAAAGAAAAAGUCUAAAAGUAAAAAAGAUAUAGAUACUGAGGACGAUCAUCAAACAACGCAAGUUGCAGUUCCUAAAAGAUAUGAGGUGCUGUCAAUUCCUGUGCAAGAAAACCAAUCAAAUAAGAAUGAGGGAAGUGAGCUUAUGGCAAAUACCAUCUGUAACGUUUCUACAUUUGGAGCCAUUCCCCCAGACUCUUCGUUAUCGGUUUUGCACACUGCAACUGAUGGCAGUCAUACUGCACCCCUUUUUACAAGUCAUGAAGUUAACCAAUCAGCUGAUUUGCCUGAUCUGACCUAUCAGAGUGACGGAGAACUGGAUGACAUUGAUUUCAUCAUCAAAGAUUCCAAUGUAGAUUUGUAUUCUUCCCCAUUGGAAGCUGAUGGAGCCAUCAAAGCACGGGAGUACGUUUGUCAAAAUAGCAAAGGAGAUUCUGAAUUCAGGCAGAAAUUGAUUGAUCUUGAAACUGAAAACAAAGUUCUUAAGAAAAACUCAGAACUUUUGAUGAUUCAAUUCAAGAAAGAGCAACGACGGAGAAUUGAUGCAGAAAGCCUGAUUUCAAAACAGCAAGAACAUUAUCAUCAGGAAAUAACCCAAUUAAAGCGACAACUUCAAAGGAAAGAAGACGAGAUAAAGAAGGUUACCACACAAUAUGCAAAUGAGAGGAUGCUGUGGAAUAAGGAUAAAGCUAAACUCGAGGACGUAACUGCAAAGAACAUUGUGAAGUUGGUAGAGGCAACAAAGCGAGCUGUUGCUGCUGAGGUUUUGGUUCUGGAGUGUCGGAGGGAUAAUGGUCUCUUCCAGCUCCAGCAGGCCGAACAGGAUUGUACAGUGCACCUUAAGGCAGCAGAAGAGAAUAUGGGGAGGAAUCCUACAUCUGCUUCUGCCUGUGCAACAGUUGAUGGUUGGCAAGCAAUUGUGGCUGAUAUAAGAAACAAAAUUGAUUUUACAAAGAAUCAAUUUGAUGAACAGAUAGCUUUGUUGAAAAGUGGAACUAAGCUGAGCAUACUUCCACAAAUAAAGAUCCCACCACCACCUCCACAUCCUAAUGCAGUGAUGAAACAUUUUCUGGAACAACAUUUACAAAUGAAAUCAAACUAUUGGCAGGCUGGAUCCGGACAAUCCAGUUCUGCUAAUGGAAGGUCCGCAGUUGUCAAGGCACAGCCAGAAGUUUCUAUGUCUGGACAGGAACAGAUUCAAGUGACUGCCCCAGCAUUCAAUCAAGUUGUAGCUUGGCACAGCGGAGGAGCAGCAAGGGACGUUGCAUCAGCAGGAGGAAUCCGUGGGAAAAACAGCUUUGAAAGAAUUAUGGAGAAACUCUCAACAUAUUACCCACAAUUUACAAGAAAUUCACUGACAGAUUAUCUAAAGGAAGUGAGGCUGUCGAAUGGUGGAUCCCUGUCUGGAUUAUCAUAUGAUGAAAUUAUAAAUAAAGUAGCCCGAUUAGUGGAGUCAAAACUGUCUGAGAAGAGUAACAGAGGUCAGAAUAACCCCUCCAAGACAUCUGUUUGGCAUUCAUCUAGACAGCAGGGAUUUAAGCCCUGGGAAGGAGCUGCAGCCUUGAGUGAAGAAGAUCCUUGUGUGAUCUGUCAUGAAGAACUUACUGCAGAAUCCAUGCUUAUUUUACCGUGUGCUCAUAAGUUCCACUCACAGUGCAUUGAACCAUGGCUGAAUGAACAGAGAACCUGUCCGACUUGCAGACUUCACGUUGUACUACCGCGAGAAUUCCCAGACCUUCCCAGUCGGAAAAUUCCUCCAUUGUAGUGAGGAGAGGAGAAGAUGGCAAGACGCAGUGCGCACGGCUGAUCUGAAAUGAUAUUUGUAUUUGUACGUGGGUACCAUGCACAAACCUGAUUUGAUGGUGUCACGUACCCCGUGAUGGGAAUAAAGAACCAGCAGAAAUAGAAAACACUUUGGAGUCCAGUAUUGCUAUUAACUA
Molecule: messenger RNA, 5392 nt
Organism: Mobula hypostoma (lesser devil ray)
Lineage: Eukaryota; Metazoa; Chordata; Chondrichthyes; Myliobatiformes; Myliobatidae
Product: E3 ubiquitin-protein ligase DZIP3-like
Exons: 32
Coding region: 1012-5217 (1401 amino acids)
Biological process (GO): protein polyubiquitination
Molecular function (GO): RNA binding; zinc ion binding; protein binding
Source: RefSeq, a predicted model, not a curated record